Ceratosolen solmsi marchali is the source of this 3387-nucleotide messenger RNA. RefSeq names its product RNA polymerase I subunit Rpl135 (gene RpI135). Gene Ontology annotation, biological process: DNA-templated transcription. Gene Ontology annotation, cellular component: nucleus. NCBI's taxonomy places the organism in Eukaryota, Metazoa, Arthropoda, Insecta, Hymenoptera, Agaonidae. The transcript has 16 exons. The record is from RefSeq and is a predicted model, not a curated record. Gene Ontology annotation, molecular function: DNA-directed RNA polymerase activity; ribonucleoside binding; DNA binding. Bases 19 to 3387 code for a protein of 1122 amino acids.
UACAUAAAAAUAAGAAAAAUGUUAAUUGAACCAAAAUUAUCUAACUGCUCACCGGACUUCGGAAAGCCUGCAGUUAAACAAAAUCAUCUUUUACAUAUGUUAGGAGCUCCUCACGUGGAUUCAUUUAACUAUAUGCUCGAAAAAGGACUUUCAGAAGUAGUAAAAAAUUUGCUACCUGUACAUUUGACAUUAGCUAGUGGUGAUAAAGUAGAAAUAGCAUUUGAGGAUGUUACUAUUAACUAUCCUACCGUUCCCAGUGGAACCAUUGGUGUUAAAAAUUAUAAAAUAUAUCCAUCAGAAUGUCGACAAAGAGCUGCUACUUAUAAAGGUAAAAUAAAUGCUAAAAUUAGUUGGUUUAUAAAUGGCAGGCAGCAAGAAACGUUAGAAAAAUGUUUGGGAGAAGUACCAAUUAUGUUAAGAUCCAAUAGAUGUCAUUUGAAAAAUUUAAGCCCUGCAGAGUUAAUUCAGUUGAAAGAGCAUGAGCAAGAAUGGGGUGGAUACUUUAUCAUUAAAGGUCAUGAACGUCUGAUUAGAAUGUUAUUAUUAACUAGAAGAAAUUAUCCCAUAGCAAUAAAAAGAUCUGGUUGGAAACAAAGGGGAGAUCAAUUUAGUGAUUUGGGUAUUUUAUUAAGAAGUGUUAAAGAAGAUAAUACAGCUACAAAUAAUUCAUUGCAUUAUGUCACUGACGGAUCAGCAAAAUUAAUGUUUACAUAUAGGAAAGUACUGUAUUAUGUACCAUUAAUUCUUAUGUUAAAAUGCCUUUUGAAUGUAUCAGAUAAAUUUAUCUAUAAUGCAUUAACUUCUGGUUGUGAUAACGACGUUUACUAUCAAAAUUGCAUAUUGAAUAUGAUGAGAACAAUUCACGAAAAAAAUUUGCAUACACACGAACAAUGCAAGAUAUAUAUUGGAAAAAUGUUUAGGAUUAAAUUCUUUGAACUUCCUGCAAAUGCUACAGAUUCUGAAAUUUGUGAUUUCUUAAUAAAACAUUGCAUAGCUAUUCAUCUUGAUAAUGCCAUACAAAAAUUUUACUUACUUUGUUUUAUGACAAAAAAACUCUUUGCACUAGCUAAUAACAAGUGUGCGAUAGAAGGUGUAGAUGCUAUUAUGAUGCAAGAAUGCUUACUUGGUGGCCAUUUGUACUUACAAGUUGUUAAAGAAAAAUUGUAUUCUUGGCUUACGUCAUUAAGAACUAAUAUUGCAAGACGAGCUAAAAAUAUUGGUAGUAAUUUCACAUUGAAUAAUCAAGAAAUGAUAAAUAUUCUAAAAAGUGGCAGCACUCUUGAUUCUCAAAUGGAAAAUUUUUUAUCUACCGGUAAUAUUAGAUCACAAAGUGGUUUAGGACUAAUGCAAAAUACAGGUUUAUCCAUAGUUGCUGAGAACAUUAAUAGAAUGCGUUACAUGAGUCAUUUUAGAGCAAUACAUAGAGGAUCUUUUUUUCAAGAAAUGAGAACAACAGAAGUUCGACAAUUAUUACCCGAUGCUUGGGGUUUCAUUUGUCCUGUGCAUACUCCAGAUGGUGCACCAUGUGGUCUUCUUAAUCAUUUAACCAUGAAUUGUAUUAUUACUAAAUAUCCAGAUCCAAAAUUGAAAAAUGCUGUGCCAACUAUUUUAUUAGAUUUAGGAAUGUUACCCAUAUUAAUUACUGAUGAGUGCAAAAAUUUUUAUACUGUUAUUCUAGAUGGAGAUGUAAUAGGGUUAAUUGAUGAAAAUAUUGUUACUAAAGUUAUAGAUAAAUUGCGUAUUUUAAAGAUAAGUGAAAAGGUACCACCAACAAUGGAAAUAGUUUUGAUACCCAAGAAAAAUGUUCCAUCACAAUAUCCUGGAAUUUAUCUUUUUACAGGACCCACUCGUAUGAUGAGGCCUGUAAAAAAUUUAUCUGUUAAUAAAAUAGAAUUAAUAGGAACAUUUGAACAAAUUUACUUAAACAUUUGUAUAACGGCAGAGGAAGCACAUGAAGGUUUAACAACUCAUCAAGAACUUUCAAAAACUGCUUUUCUUAGUAACUUAGCUUGUCUCAUUCCAAUGCCAGAUUGCAAUCAAAGUCCUAGAAAUAUGUAUCAAUGUCAGAUGGGUAAACAAACAAUGGGUACUCCUUGUUUAACAUGGCAACAGCAAUCCCAAACAAAAUUAUACAGAUUACAAACUCCAAUGACUCCACUUUUUCGACCUGUUCAUUAUGACAAUAUUAAUUUAGAUGAAUUUGCUAUGGGCACAAAUGCAAUUGUUGCCGUUAUUUCUUAUACUGGUUACGAUAUGGAAGAUGCUAUGAUUAUUAAUAAAGCUUCAUAUGAACGAGGUCUGGCUCAUGGAAUGAUAUAUAAAUCAGAAUUUAUAGAAUUGAAAGAUCAAACCGAUUAUUUUAUAAGAGAUUCUAAUAAUUCCAAUCUCUUUGAUAAAUUAGACCCUGAUGGUUUACCAAAUCCUGGUACAAUUAUUAAAGAAGGAGAUCCGUAUUAUUGCUUUUUUAAUGGAGAUAAAAAAUCCUUUCAAGUUGGAAAAUAUAAUGGAAAAGAAGAUGUUUAUGUAGAUAAUGUUAAACUUUGUGGAGGAUUAGAAAAUAGCAUGAAUCGUAAAGCUUGUAUAACUUUUCGAAUUCCUCGUAAUCCAAAUGUUGGUGAUAAAUUUGCUUCUCGAGCAGGACAGAAAGGCAUUUGUUCACAGAAAUGGCCAAUGGAAGAUUUACCAUUUACAGAAACAGGGCUUAUUCCAGAUAUUGUAUUUAACCCUCAUGGUUUCCCCAGUCGAAUGACUAUAGCUAUGAUGAUUGAAGUUAUAGCUGGGAAAUCAGCUGCACUUCAUGGUUUAGUACAUGAUGCAACUCCUUUUAGAUUUUCUGAAAAUGAAACUGCUGUUGAUUAUUUUGGAAACCUUCUGGAACAGGGUGGCUAUAAUUAUUAUGGAACUGAAAGAAUGUAUUCUGGUAUAGAUGGGCGUGAAAUGACAGCAAAUAUAUUCUUUGGCAUAGUGCACUAUCAAAGGCUUCGCCACAUGGUUUCAGAUAAAUGGCAGGUAAGAAGCACUGGACCGAUCGAUGUUUUAACUAGACAGCCCAUAAAAGGUAGACGCAGAGGUGGUGGUGUUCGUUUUGGUGAGAUGGAACGUGAUUCAUUAAUAUCUCAUGGAUGUUCAUUUUUACUUCAAGAUCGACUGUUUCAUUGUUCAGAUAAAACAACCACAUUAGUGUGUAAAACAUGUGGUACACUGAUUGGCCCUGUAAUGGAACUGUUUGUGAACAAGACAAUUCUUGGAGAAAAAAAAAUGAGGUGCCGUUUAUGUAAAGAUAAUGGAAAUCUUGGUGAAAUUGAUAUACCAUAUAUUUUUAAAUAUUUGGUAACUCAACUGACCUCGUGUAAUAUUAAUGUUAAAAUCGCAUUUAAUAAAAAAUAA